Molecule: messenger RNA, 891 nt
Organism: Bradysia coprophila
Lineage: Eukaryota; Metazoa; Arthropoda; Insecta; Diptera; Sciaridae
Product: brachyurin-like
Biological process (GO): proteolysis
Molecular function (GO): serine-type endopeptidase activity
Source: RefSeq, a predicted model, not a curated record
ACCAACAAAAUUAGAAUUAAAUUGCAAAAAUCAAGUUCACUAUUGAUUAGACGGUUGGAAGCUCUGCAAUGAUGCUAAAUCGAUCGUACAUUUUCCUGAUUUUGCUGGCAACCACUUGUGCUUGGGGAUCUCCUAGAGCACGGUCUCGCACCAUAAGUAGGAUUGUUGGUGGUCGUCCUAGUCUACCCGGUGAAUUUCCUCAUCAAGUCUCACUGCGAACGCUUCAAGAUGAAUUCUACUGUGGCGGAUCGAUCAUCGCUCAAAGUUGGAGUCUCAGUGCUGCACAUUGCGUUUACGGUGAACCACAAAAUGGAAUUUUGGUAGUUGCUGGUACCAUACACCUUGAUGCUGGUGGAGCCAGACAUCAAUCGUUAAGAUACAUCAUGCAUCCUCUAUACGAUGAUUACUCACUGGAAUACGAUGUCGUCGUCAUACAGAAUCAAGUUCCGUUCGUUUUCAAUGCCGUCGUGGCUCCAAUAAACUUAGGCUCCACCUUAAUCGGUGGCGGACAAAAUACCGUUGUUGCCGGAUGGGGUGGAACUGGUCCCGAUGGACCACCAUGGCCGAAUACAUUGCAAGUGUUGAAUGUCACCACGCUGACGAAUCUAGAUUGCAUGUCACGUCAUUCAGCUGAAAAUGCUCCAUACAUAUUCGAUCAGAAGAUUUGCACGUACGCUAACAACGCGGGUGUUUGUUUCGGAGAUUCUGGCGGAGCUUUACUUAGUGGAAACUCCGUGGUUGGAAUCGUGUCAUGGGGAGUCGGUGAUUGCGGUGGACGUUAUCCGGACGUAUUCAUUCGUGUUAAUUACAUGUAUGAUUGGAUUAGGCAAACUAUCAGCACAUAAAUCUUCCAUAUUCAGAGCGAAAACAUUUUUUUAUGUUUCACGUUGC